CUCUCCGGGGUCCGCCAGCACAUCCUCUGACCCCGGCGGCCUCGCUUUGCGCAUCCUCAGAUUCCCUUGGAUGAUGGCCUGCAUCUGACAGUCCCUCCACUCUUACCGGCUUGGCACCCCGGUCCUCAGCAUUUCCCUGGAAUGGCAGUCUGCCACACCCUGUCCAGCUGCAUCUUGGCCCGCUGUGCUGUGCCUGCCUCUUCUGUCCACACCAGGCCUUACGUGGGCCUUUCCUUCCUCUACUCCUGGCAUGCUUCAUGGCAGGAACCGUUGGCAGAGCCCUGGUAAUGCUGUGAAGGUGACAGCCAGUUUCACCAAUGCACACCCUUGGCAGCAGCAGAUGGAUGGUACCUCAUGGCAUGACCCCUUUGUGGAUUCCUGGAUUGAGAAAUCCUGCUAUGGAACCCUGUGUGUGUACACCACCAUGGAUUGGAAUAGCACAGCUAAGGAUUCUUCUGGCACUAAGCCUACAGAGGGGCUCUCCAGCUGGAUGCAUACCAGACCCCUGCCACUCAGGAUGGACUUCUGCUGGAUUCCUGGCUAACCUGGUACCGUUGAUAGCUUUCCAUGGCUGCUAGACUACUUUUUAACCCAGCUGGGAGAUUAUAUCUUCCACUUUGAACACUAUCAGGACAAUCUCAACUGUGUCCGUGAGAGCCUCAGCUGACUGCCAGGCCUAGUAGCUUGGGCCUAGGUGGCUCCUUACCUCAAUAGGGACCUGCCCUUGCCUGAUGAUUAUGGACUCUCCUGCCAGGAUCUCAAAGAAGUUAUUCAAGACGCAAACAGUUUUGUUGAGUACCAUGCCACUGUGUCUUGUCCUCUGCCUUCCACAGCAAGCCAGCCACCAGUGGUUCCACAGCUGCCCACAGUAAAGCAUUACAUAGUUCGGUUCUCAGUGGCCCUAACACUCAACAUGGUGGCCUUGAGGCCUGCUUUAGCUGCUCUCUCCACCCCUGCUUGUUCAGGCCUAACUAUAUCCAGAAGUUCUUGGCCUGAGCAGCAGCUGGCCAGGAAGAGCUCCUCUGGACCCCAAGAGCCCCUGAGCCAGUCCGGCUGUGCAUGUAGCCUUGAUUAUAGUGCUGCGAGGCCAGCUGCCCCCAUCCAAAGGACACAGAUCCAAACUGUCUCAGUAUCUUCAAGAUUUAUUAACUCUUAUUCUUAGAAUCUAGAGUCAGCUCAUCUGGGGAUCUGAGAACCCCAGAAAAUAGAGAAGAGCUCUAAAGCCGAAGGAGACCAGGAAGAAUCUCUGGGUACCCCAUGGUGGCUGGAUAGUGUCUCAGAGAUCCCACAAGAUCCCAACCCUGCGUUCCCUCCUCAUCCUUGCGUUCUGCACAAAGACUAGGUGUGCAGCAGUGCUCCUUGUGAGAAGCCGUGCACAGCAAGGGAGUCCCACAGCCAUGACUCCGCUGACCCGUGGCUGGAUAGCUAGACAGACAGGCAUGUGAGCUUGCCCAACUCCUAACAAGAAUGGGAGCCUGUGUUGGGCCCCUAGCUGAGGUCCCGUCCCACACCUGGAAGUUCCUAUAGGAAAGACUGUAGAUUAUCCCCCAUCAGGUGUAGCACUGGGGCCAGACGCUGCCCCCACAAAGAACCCUGUUGGUGUUUCUGCUCUCUGUGACCUCUGAUGGUAGCCUACAAUGGAAAGAAGGCUGCUUGAAGGAUGCCAUGGCUCCUUUGUAAAUCCUUUGGUUGGUUUGGUUUCUUGUGUUUGAGACAGUGUUUCACUAUGUAAC
Onychomys torridus (southern grasshopper mouse) is the source of this 1733-nucleotide messenger RNA. It is a transcript of the gene Rtl10, whose product is annotated as retrotransposon Gag like 10. The record is from RefSeq and is a predicted model, not a curated record. NCBI's taxonomy places the organism in Eukaryota, Metazoa, Chordata, Mammalia, Rodentia, Cricetidae.